GUUCAGUUACCGGCACCACUACCAAGAUUCAUGAACGAAACACUGCAGGUCGACGAAGCUACUCCUCUGCUAUCAGUGUCACCUGGCCUCACGGAGCGUCCUGCUGUACUUCCUGUGGUUUUCAUCUGAUGCAGAACGGAUUGCAUUUUUGUUGCUCGUCCAACUACAUUAUAAUGAAUCACAGUACAAUGUCUUGAAUGACUCUUCAGAUAUCUGGGGAAAAUGGCAACAUGCCAGAGUCGCCUCGGCUGUCGCUGAGGACACUGGUCAACGUGCUUGUGAGAUGUUGAACCAAUUCCUCCUGAAUCACAGUAGCUCUUCUACCAUCCAAACUAUAUUUUGGACAACCUUCCCGCUGGAAGAUACGGGGCCUACAACUACAAGAGUAAUUGAUAUGUUGACGGAGGACCACACUCCUCCGGAGCUUCUCACACACCCCAUCGUAGAAGCCGUAGUCAUCAAGUGUUGGAAGUAUGGGAUGAAAGCCGGAUCCGCGCAGGAUCACGGCUUAAGCUUAAUAGGACACUUUGACGCUCUUUCGACACCCAGAGUUCUGCAUUUCAUUGACGUUUUGGGCCGACUGGUCUUUAUGGGUUCACUUAUUCACUACUUGCUAUAUCCACCACACUUCCACAUAACCCUGGGACAAAAUGAGCAAGGCACUCGAGAGAUGAUUCUCACUUUCAUGUCUGCUGCAUCCAUCGCUCGACGGUGGUCAAUACAUACUCUACCAGCUAUGCUUGUAUUCCCCGCAUUCGUCAUGACUCUUCCAUCCGUCCCUAUACCUGGAAAUGUCUCAUUCUCUGUGCUUCACAUUGCCCUCCUACUCCAGGUGGUUCUUCUUCACCUCCCCGACUCUCCCAGCUUACCCGCCGCAAUGAAACCCGAGAGCGCCAUACCCCUCUCUACGUUGCUUUCGCAUGGAGCAACUCGCAUCGUCAUACCGGUCACCCUCUUUUUCUUUCCGGUCCUAUUACUCGCGACAUUUCUCGUAUCCGCCUCGCUCGUUGACAAUCCCCUGUUAGUGUUAACAAAUUCUCUGGAAGUAACUCCGAUGGAUAGCCGAUUGUCAUUCUUCAUCCUCUUCAUUACUGUCAUUAUGUUACUACUGGGUGGACUCGGCGUGGCCUUGGCGAUGUUCCCAACCUUGGCAUCAUCAACAACCUCAACAAGUAGAUGGGAUCGCUACUCACGAGAAAUCGGGUUGCACGCACGAAGGUCAUUUGUGGCAGCUCUUGUCCAGUAUGAACCUUAUUACUUUCCGGUUCCAUUCAACUUGCUCCAACUUGUUGUGCGAGUGCCUUGCAUGAUCUUCUCUGGGUUGGGGCAUCCAGUGACACCGUACAUAAAGUCAAUCGAGAGGGUGCUAUGGAGAGUCAUUGUAGGAUCAAUUGGAGCUGUUAUUUCUGGUUUCUGGCUUUGUGGCCUAGCGUGAUUGCACUCGUGUGUCGGGUAUUAUUAGAUCCUGGUAUUUGGAUUGUACUUCCACAGACAGACACUGGCGCUACUUAGGUACAUAGACUAGUGUAGUCUAUACUAUUUAUGGGACAAUUACUCAAAUCGGAAGUAACGCGGCUCAGAC
Suillus subalutaceus is the source of this 1582-nucleotide messenger RNA. RefSeq lists its product as uncharacterized. The record is from RefSeq and is a predicted model, not a curated record. Lineage: Eukaryota; Fungi; Basidiomycota; Agaricomycetes; Boletales; Suillaceae. The coding region runs from base 284 to 1435 and encodes 383 amino acids. The transcript is spliced from 4 exons.